UCAAAACAAAGCAGACGAGAUCAACAUUGCGCGACUAGUUCUUCCGACAAAGUUGAAGGUUUUGGCUCUGAAGAUUACCGUUUGUGUAACGAUUUUGUGCUAAAAGUGUUCCCGUGAAACGAGACAGUGUAAAAGUGUCCAAUAUCGAGCGAGCGGUGAAAAUUAAGCUCAAUUAAAUUUCUGCCAGCUCACGGCGUGUUUGCAGUCGGGGAUAAUGGAUUACGAAGAGAUCGCAGUGGCCGAGGAGCAGAACCAAGCGGAACGCAAGGAAAGCGGCAAACGAGGACGCAAACCGGGUCGGAAGGCAUCCACCGAGAAGAUCGAUAUGAAAGCCAAACUUGCAGAACGUAGCCGGCAGAGUGCUCGUGAGUGCCGUGCGCGCAAGAAGCUUCGCUAUCAGUAUUUGGAGGAGUUGGUCACUGAUCGUGAAAAGGCCGUGGUGGAGCUGCGCCACGAGCUGGAGAAACUGUACUCCUGGGCGAUGGAGGUCGAAGCCGGCCGUUGCCCGGAAGGACUGCAGGAGCUGCUCGAGGAAAUGGGUGCCAUGAAGCAGGAGUGAAGGCGCAGAAUCAAACACACCCGCACGCGGCGCGAGCACACUCGCGGUCUCCGCUAGUCCAGUGGCUUACUUCCGCUGUAAUGUUUUGUGGUUUUAGUUGUUUAAGUUGAACGUGUAGCUUCAGUUGGGUUAGAUUUUGUUCCCCGGUCAGCCGUCAGCACGCUUGUUUUGAGAAUCGGUUGAACAGCCGCAAACAACUUGUUGCGCUUUGAUGCUGCUGCUGCUACUUGCGUAAGGCAUGUUGCGCGCGUACGCGCACGUUUUCUCGGACCCACUCCGAAGGUG
Messenger RNA from Anopheles bellator, 844 nucleotides. It is a transcript of the gene REPTOR-BP, whose product is annotated as REPTOR-binding partner. The transcript has 3 exons. Bases 215 to 559 code for a protein of 114 amino acids. The record is from RefSeq and is a predicted model, not a curated record. Gene Ontology annotation, cellular component: nucleus. Gene Ontology annotation, biological process: regulation of DNA-templated transcription. NCBI's taxonomy places the organism in Eukaryota, Metazoa, Arthropoda, Insecta, Diptera, Culicidae. Gene Ontology annotation, molecular function: DNA-binding transcription factor activity.